Messenger RNA from Olea europaea var. sylvestris, 873 nucleotides. RefSeq lists its product as uncharacterized. The record is from RefSeq and is a predicted model, not a curated record. The transcript has a single exon. Bases 167 to 724 code for a protein of 185 amino acids. NCBI's taxonomy places the organism in Eukaryota, Viridiplantae, Streptophyta, Magnoliopsida, Lamiales, Oleaceae. Gene Ontology annotation, molecular function: acyltransferase activity, transferring groups other than amino-acyl groups.
AUAUAUAAGAGAGCUUCAUCCUGCAGAUUUUUCAUUAGAAUGCUUAAUUAUUCUUGGCAAUUGAUACUACACGAUAGUUCAUCAAACUCUCUUAUUAGCGAAUUUUACCGAAGACUUUUCAGUCUCUUUCCCAACUGCAGAAUUAAUCUUCAAGAACGUGAAAAUAAUGGAAGAAAACUUGGAUAAAUCGGGAGGAGGGAAAAGGAUUCAAGAAUCCAUGGAGAUCACAUUGAGGCCAAUAGAAUUGUCGGAUGUAGAAGAUUUCAUGGUGUGGGCAGCAGAUGAUAAGGUUACAAGAUUUUGCCUUUGGGACACCUACACUUCCAAAGAACAAGCACUAAACUAUAUCAAGAAUUAUGCUAUCCCACAUCCAUGGUUAAAGGUAAUAUGCAUUGAAAAUCGUGCGAUUGGGGCAAUUACAGUUACUCCAGGUUCCGGAUUCGACCAGUGUAGAGCUGAGCUUGGCUAUGUCUUGUCCUACAAGUAUUGGUGCAAAGGGAUUGUCACCAGAGCAGUACAAAUGGUGGCUUCAACAAUAUUUAAGGAGUGGCCUCAUUUGGAGAGGCUACAAGCCACAGUGGCUACAGACAAUGAAGGGUCAAAAAGGGUGUUGGAAAAGGCUGGAUUCCAAAGGGAGGGUGUCCUUCGGAAGUAUAUUGUUAUAAAGGGCAAAACUAAAGAUGUGGUUAUGUUUAGCCUCCUGUCGACUGAUUUUCUUGUCUAAAUUUUAUAGUCUACUUUAAAAUAUGUUUCUAGAAAUCUUACGUGUUGACAGGUUCUCGACUCAUUCUGAUGAAUUACAAUCAAGUUGUUUUAUUAAGGAUUUAGUUUGAUUGAAGCUUUCAAUAGAUGUGAUACCGAACAUAAUGGCAA